GGUGAAACACCCUAUUAUAAUUUUGAUGAUAAUGAAGGCGAUAAAAAAAUGUGUAAUUCAAGCAUGGUAGAAUUCGAAUGCGCCUUUCAAGGAAUGCGAAAUGAAAAAAAAUGGAUUUUGAAAUCAGGCAAAUGUGUUGAAGACGAGCUGUAUGCUUUUGGAAAAAAAUGCCAGUUUGAACACUUGACACAUUCUUUCAUUAUCGACCCAGAUGAUGAAACCUACAUUCAAAAUAAUAUAUUUACCUCUGAAGAACUUAGCGAAAUUCAACACAACCGAAGAGUACUUGAUACGAGACAAGACUGGGAAGGCAGAAACUUUGAUAGGACUAAAUACUUUAAUUUUGACUGGAUAAAAAACACCAUUCACAAUUUAUUGUUAGAAUUCGAAUCUGGCACAUUACAGCAAGAUCACUUGGAAGCAUGGUAUAAUAUUCAUGUUUGGUCUUUUAUAGAUAAAUCUUUCAAUGAAUUAGAAGGGAUAGAUGUUUCCAGAGGUGAAUCGUGUAGCCUUGCUUCGUCCAAACGUAAAAAUAAGAAAAGAGUAAUUCAAGGAUUAGUCGAAACAGCACGAAAAGCACUUGGGAGAAAAGGUGAUUUGAUCUUAAGGAAAGGAGUAUAUGAAUAUGGUGCUUCUGAGGUGGGAAAGGACUAUGAAGGAGACAAUGGGACGAAAUUACUUAAAGAAAGGGGACUAAAAAGUCCCAAGAUGCUUAAGGACAUGCUUGUUGACUUGGGUAAUUUCAUUAAGUGGGAAACAAACAAGUUACGCCAAUUAGAGCUAGUUAGCUUCAUUCAUGCUGGUCUUUUUAUGAUGCUAUUACGUAUGGAUGCUCCUGCAGGUUACGUUUGUAGAAUAACGAGAACAGAUACUUUAGAAAUACCAACAAAUGUUAAAUGUUUUGAUAAAGCUCUCAAAUGUAUGGUUUUGACUUGGAAAGCAAAGGUGAUUAUCUGUAAAACAAUCGAUGUUGUCGAAAGAACAAAUGAUGACGAUGAUGCAUUGGAGGACUUGCAAGAAGCUGGUAUCCGUAAGAAUAAGGAUCUGGUUAUUCCUAACUGUGUUCAGACGCCAUCUAAAAAGCGGACACAAAUAUGUUAA
Racocetra persica is the source of this 1101-nucleotide messenger RNA. Lineage: Eukaryota; Fungi; Glomeromycota; Glomeromycetes; Diversisporales; Gigasporaceae. The record is from the annotation of a GenBank genome assembly.